UUCGUGGCCAUGUUGGCUAUAUGACGUCAAAGGUAACAGCCGGUGAUUUUGUGAAACGUGUCAAUCGUGUAUACUUUUGUUUCAAAUAGUGUUUUAUAUGGUUCUCUGAGUGUAUGUUGAUUUAUAUCUAAUUUAGUUAACAUGAAUACAAAAACUGUUCUAUUAUUUGUCGUGUUAGGAAUUAUAGUAAGUGUAUGUAGUGGAGCGACGACGACAACUUCUUAUGUGUCUGUUGUUGAUAAAGCACGGUUAAAACAAGUGUUAUCAGUCGCGUGGGACUUGAGAGAUGUAGCAGCUGUUAACUACGCUGUGUCUGGAUACAAGAUACUUGGUGAGCAGAUUCCGAAACAGGAGGAAGUGUGCAAGUUCUUGUUGCUGCGUGCUAGUGAUAAAGCUGCCACACUAGAAGACCUUUACCACGUAACUAACGCCUGGAAGUCGCUUGGAAAAUGCACAGGAAGCCUGCCUGUGGCAGCUAUUGCAAAGACUUUGACACAGGUAAGCGAGUCGGAAACUUCUACUGUACCAGAACUGUAUUUUGCGGUGCAAGGUCUAACUAACCUCAACCAGAAGAAAGGAGAUGCUUCAAAGCUGAUUAAAACCCUUCAGGCUGCCCUGAAGAAAGAUGACAGUUUGCUAAACUUGGGAUAUUCUUUCCACAUCGCAGCACACUUAGGCACCGAUGGGACAUUUGCAUUUGAUCGCAUUGAGGAUGCCAUAGUUCAAGCUGAUGAAGUUGAUAGUCGAUUUUUGCAGUUUGAAGGCGGUCUGAGCAUCACUGCGCUGUUAGUAAAUGGUGCGUACCAGCUAGCCAGCACUGUAAACAAGCCACCUCCCAUCACUGGUGAUCAGGCUAUAAAGUUUGCCAAUUACUUUCUCAGCCGCAGAUCAGUGCAGACUACAAAGGGAGUGUAUAACUUGUUAGAGGUGCUUAAUGUGUUAACAAAGAACAAAUUUCAUUUACCUGUGGCCAUCACAUUAGCAAGCCAGGCAGCAGUUUCUCUUGAGCAGCCUCACGUCACUGUGAAAGUAAGCGACUUGUUGGGCCACCCACUCAGCACGUCACCCCUCAUCGUAACUGCGGAGUCUGCGACCAGAGUGGGUGAUGAAGUGGUCGUGCUGUCCAAGAAGAAAUUCGAGCCGACGAAAGGAGAUACGACUCUUUACACCGUCAAUCUCAUGGAAACUAAGCCAGAGCGAGGUUUCUACAAACUGACUGUGAGCGCCGCCCUGCCCAAGCCAGACCCACGUCUGGUCGGUAAUGUGGGAGCCUCUCUUGCCAUCAAGGUGAUGACUUCGGUCUCCGUGGAGAACACACAAGUGGGUACGGCCGAUGCGGAUCAAACGACGCAGGCUAAACUGGCCACAGUGGCAUAUCCCUCAAAACUUUCAAAUGUCUUGGAAGCCGACACGCUCCAGAAAUUGAUGAUGAAGUUUGUCCUAAAAGACAAGAGCACAGGGAAACCAAUGACUGUUCACCAAGCGUUUGUAAAGUUGACACACAAGGAGACCAGCUCAGAGAUAAUAUUGGUGGCAGAGCCAGACAGUUCCAAAACGUACAAGCUGGACUUGGACGUGGGGCUGAAAGCAGGGGAGUUCGGACACCUCGGGGGGCUGUACUCCGUGGAGCUUCUGGUGGGGGACGCGGUGCUCACCAAUCCCUUCUCGUGGCACGUUGCGGAUGUGAAGCUCAGGUUCCAGGAGCAGGCAAGCCCUCGCCUUGCACGCGACCCAUACCUGUACGCACCCCGGCCGGAGAUACAGCACCUGUUCCGGGAGCCGGAGCGCCGCCCGCCCGCGACUGUGUCCAGCCUGUUCACGGCGCUCGUGGGGCUGCCCUUGCUCGUGCUGCUGGUGCUGUGGGCUCGCCUGGGCGUAAACGUCUCCAACUUUCCGUGCUCACCGAGCGCCGUGCUGUUCCACAUAGGCCUGGCCGCUAUCUUCUCCUUGUUCGGGGUGUUCUGGCUGCGACUGGACAUGUUCCAGACAGUCAAGUACCUCCUGGGGCUGGGCGUGGUUACAUUCCUGUCCGGCAACAAGCUGCUGGCACACAUUGCCAAGGCACGCACCGCGCACGGCUAGAGACCUGUUGCCUGUGCGGCUGGUCCACGCUUCUGCUUUCUUCAUGACUGGGAAAGUACCUGAUAGUUAAAAAAUAGAAAAAGUGGUUUGAUUUAAACAUUACAGUGAUUGAAAUACCACUGCAUGUGUGUGCAUUCUUUUGUGUAAAUUUUGGUGUUUUUUAUUAUUUUUCAAACCACUGUUAAUGUUUUUACUAAAACAUGUCCAAAUUACAAUUCAUUAUGCAUUUUUUUAAAAUAUUUUCACAAUCUGUCUUUUUUUUUUCUAGCCUUUUGGUAAGUUACCUGUAUGUCAGCUAAUAAGUUUUUAUAUUUUGUGAUAUAUUUUAUGUAACAUAAAUCUGAUGAGUUUGGGAGCGUUAUAUUCUCCAUCUUCUCAAACUGCUACGCAUACCCGUCAUGGUUGCACAACACUGCCAGAGGCCAGAAUCAUGAUUACUUCCCAUAGCAGAAAAGCUGUUUACUGGUGGGAUAUCCUAUUCAUUUCAAUUGGUAUUUAAAUGCAUUAUGUGAGAAAUUAGAACAGUAAUAGUGUAGUGCAAUUGCUGUAAUGUGUGAUGAAACUGAAUGUUCGGAAAUGUUUAUUUUGGUACUGGUAUCUCGAAUGAUUAUUCUGCAGAGUAGCAGGUUAAUAAUAACUAAAGUGAAAGGUUGGUUAUUUUUGAUCUAAUACAUGAAUAAAUAAUAUAUAUUUAAUACGAACCUAUACACAAUCAAUAUUAUUAAUGUAGGUAGCUGAUUCUAAUUAGCCCAUCAUAUAAGCCCUUAUCUUCUUGAUACUCUACAAAAUUACUGUAGGUAGUUUAAGUUAUUGAAAUUUACAAAAUACUUGUUGCUGAUAUAUGUAUAUGAAAAAUACAAAAUUUAAGCAAAGAAUGAACUUUUGUAAGCUGCUGUGCCUAUCUUUAAGUUGGGGGGGGGGGGGGUAGAUUUAUUGAAAAUUUCUUGAAUUGUCGUUUAGCAAUCCACAUUAUAAACUUUGAAAACUGAAGUAACUUAAAUUACGAACACUUGCUUAAUGUCAUUCGUUAUCAAGUGAAAAAUAAUAUUAUACUCUACAACUAGACAGUUUUCUUCAAAAUUGUGUUUAGCUGAAAAUAUGUUGUAUAGAAACAACAUAAAAUAUAAGACACAAAUUCUAAGGGGUCCUUAUUAAAGAAUAUCAAAAUUAUAUUUUAAUUUUUAUUCACAUUUAUAUGGCUUUCUGUGCUGAACUAAUUUAAUUAUAUACAAGGCUAUCAUGAUUUGAAACAAUUUUCUAGCUUAAUAUUUUUGUAAUUGUCAGUGAUUUUUACCCUACAGUAUGUUCUGUUUUUCUAAGCGCUCGCUUCCAUCUGGUUUUUUUAUAAUCCAGUCUGAAUUGAAAAAUGUGGUUUCUUGGGAUAAUGGAACAACUUUAGUAAUACCGACUCAAAAAUACCAUUUUCUGAAUUUUUAUUUUUUUUUUAUUAAAAAGAGCUCCUAAACCCUACUGUUACCCACUUUGAUUGGUUUCUGGUGAUCACACUUGACAACCAGUCUGUUUGGUGGCCAUGGAAGAGAAAAUGUUUGUGUGCCAGUGCUAACUACCACACCUGACAGCAACUCCUGUGCUGACAUCGACAGGGUCAUCGUACAGACUAAAAAUAUUUCCAUGUUUGCAUAUUUAUACGGAUAAGUAUUGUGGUACCAGCACUAUCAAACAAAAGCUCUAUUGUUUCAACUAUAAUUUUACUCUGCCAUUAGUCUUUUUCACUUUUCAGUCCGAAUUUAACUUGCACAGUAUAAAAGUCAUUCUUUAUUGAAAUCGGAAGUAACUCCUGGGUAAGUUUAUUAUUGUUUUUUUUUUUUUUAAAUUUUACUUCACCAGGGCAGUGUUCAUUGCUGCAUGCUUAUUGCUGUGGCAGUUUGUCACAAAAAAGCUCAUGACUGAUUUUUGGGCUCACGUGAUUACAAUAGUGGGAUCAGGUGUGGAAAGUGUAUUAUUUUAGUUUACAUUAUUGUUGUUAAACAUUUGAGGAGAGAAAUUUUUGUCAGCCACUGUACCAAUCACUGCCUAGCUAGUAAGUAACUCAUUUUGUGUAGAAAUAAUUUAUAUGCUUCUAGACAUAGUUUUAAAUCCAAUACCAUGUGAACAUGGCGUUGUGCACUUUCCUUGUUGGGCUGGGUUUGUCAGAAACUGAACUUCAGUGUGUCUACAGGAUACAAAAGUCAUAAAGAAAAGAACUCUUAAGGAUUGGUCAGGAAAGUCACGAAACUUUAAUUUCCAGCAUCUUUUGCUAACUCUUAUUUUGGUUUUUGAUGCUUCACAUUAAAUAGUUGGGGAUAGUUCACUUAAACUGCAAAUGUAAAAAUUAGCAUGUUUUUUGCAAAUAGUAGUAUUUUUGUUUGAAUUCAUUUUGCAUAUUAUAAUAUUAAUAAUACUUUGAUGUAAACAAGUUGUAAGAAAAUGUCAUUAUAAGUUCCUGAAAAUAAAAUCCUGAAAUUGGUUCACCAGGUAGGCCUACUUGUAUAAACCAUGAACUCUGGUCAAAGACUAAACGAAGUGGAGAAAAUAAUUGUGUGUUUAUUUUUUUCCUGUGGUGGAAGUGAAUCAUGUUGAACAAUCUUCACGUACCACAUUUGAAUGGAAACUGCAGUGGUAGUUUAGCAAACCAAAUCUUGGUUUUAGUUGUAUUGUAAUUUGGUGUUUUGCAUUUACAGUAAUGUGUGUGAUGAAUUCCAUACACCUGGAUAGAACAGCACUUUUAUAACUCUUGGUGUGAUUCUGGUUACAGUAAUGUUUGAAUUGUGGGUAUGUUGAUGAUUGCUGCGACAAAUAAAUGGUGGUGUUUCAGAUGUUAUUGGUUAUCAA
Bacillus rossius redtenbacheri is the source of this 4914-nucleotide messenger RNA. It is a transcript of the gene OstDelta, whose product is annotated as dolichyl-diphosphooligosaccharide--protein glycosyltransferase subunit 2. Gene Ontology annotation, cellular component: oligosaccharyltransferase complex; membrane. NCBI's taxonomy places the organism in Eukaryota, Metazoa, Arthropoda, Insecta, Phasmatodea, Bacillidae. The record is from RefSeq and is a predicted model, not a curated record. The coding region runs from base 142 to 2082 and encodes 646 amino acids. The transcript has a single exon. Gene Ontology annotation, biological process: protein N-linked glycosylation.